Messenger RNA from Telopea speciosissima, 1884 nucleotides. RefSeq names its product 1-phosphatidylinositol 3-phosphate 5-kinase-like. Gene Ontology annotation, molecular function: calmodulin binding. The transcript is spliced from 3 exons. NCBI's taxonomy places the organism in Eukaryota, Viridiplantae, Streptophyta, Magnoliopsida, Proteales, Proteaceae. The coding region runs from base 127 to 1884 and encodes 585 amino acids. The record is from RefSeq and is a predicted model, not a curated record.
UCAUCUGUGAAGAACAUUCCAACAUUGUUCUUCUCAGAAUCCUCUUUUGAGAUGGGAGGAAGGCAAUUCACUAGCUAGCUUUUAAUCAAAGCAUUUUCAAGUUAUACGCUCCAACACUAAUAAGUCAUGGCUACAACAACAAAAGGAAAGGAAGCUAUAAAUGGGGAGGAGAAGAGAAGUUUAUUUCCAUCAGGCCCUAAAAACAUAGACCAAAAAAGAGGUUUAUCCCCAGUAGGUCCUAGAAACAUAAACCAAUCAACUGGAAGAAGAACUCCCAAAUCAUCAAUUUCAAGCUCACCUGAUUCAAAUCAUUCAUUCUUAUCACAGAAACCAAUACCCAAUUACCUCAAACCUACAUUAAGCUCUCGCCUUGAUUCUUCAUUGAAGCAUGGGAAGAAACAAACUCCUGAAGAUCAAAAGCUCCUCAGAAGAAGGUCUUUUGAUAAACCCCCAUCACCCUCUCUGCUUUACUCAACUAAGUCUCCCUCAUCCUCUCAAAUUCAAAGAACACCACUAUCUUCUGCUACUACUUCUAGGGAGAGAGCACUGAUCAAGUCAUUAUCAACAUCAACAAAGACUACCAGUUCUCCAAGAAUCACCACAGAGAGAAUAAUCAAGACAUCAAGAAAUGGGAAAAUGCAACAGAUAGUGUCCAGUUCAAAUUCAAAGAUGGUAAAGAAAAUCCCAAGCAGCACCAUUAAAAAGGAAGCUAAAGUGGAGAAGGUUAGAUUCAAACAGUCUGAGGUCAAGAAUGAGAAAAUUGAUAAAGAAAUAGUAUUGGAGAAGAUUGAAGAAGAGGUAGUAAAGAUUGAAAUUGAAGACCAAGUUCUUGAUGACCUACCAACUCUAGAUUUGAAAUCUAUAGAUCUUCCAGAUCCUGAGCCAGAGUUUCUUGAUGAAGUGAAAUCUGAACCUUGUAUCUGUUCCACAUUUUCAGAAGAACAAGAACAGGUAAUAUCUGAAACUCCCCAAAUAGAAGAAGCUGAAGAGAAGACUUUUGAUCAUCAUGAAGAUGUAGAUGGUAACAACAACAACAACAACAACAACAACAACAAUGUUACCAACAAUGGAUCUGAUGAGAAUGCAGAACAACCAGAAGAAAAAUUGAUCAGCAAACCACAAGUGGAGGGUGAGGCCAAGGAAGGAGAGAAUGCAACUGAAAGCAGCCCAAAUGUUCAUAAAGCAAAGAUAGCUCCUGUUGAAGAUUCUGGAAAUUAUCAAAAUCCAACAACAAAGGAAAGAAAAGAUGUGGAAGUGAAUGAAGAGGUAGUGAAGCCAGAGGUAAAGAAUGUCAACUUGAAUCAACGAGUUGUUCAUGGGAAGAAGGAAUCAUCACCAGCAUAUAAUGAUGUGAUUGAAGAGACUGCUAGUAAACUUGUGGGCAAAAGGAAGAGCAAGGUGAAGGCAUUGGUUGGGGCUUUUGAAACAGUUAUUUCUUUAGAGGAAGCUCAAACUCCUAGGGCUAAUAAUGAAAAUGCCAAGGUUCAAGAUGGUGAUGCCACAAUGACUCAAACUUUUAGGGCUAAUGAAAGUGCAUAUCAGGUUCAAGACGGUGAUGCCUCAAUGACUCAAAAUUCUAUGACUAAUGAAAGUGCACAUCAGGUUCAAGAUGGUGAUGCCACAAGGACUCAAACUUUUAGGGCUAAUGAAAGUGCAUAUCAGGUUCAAGAUGGUGAUGUCUCAAUGACCCAAAAUUCUAUGGCUAAUGAAAGUGCACAUCAGGUUCAAGAUGGUGAUACCACAAUGACUCAAAACUCUAUGGCUAAUGAAAGUGCUAAUAUUGAUCAAGAUGGUGAUACUACACUGACUCAAACUCCUAGGGCCAGUGAAAGUGCCAAGGUUCAAGAUGUUGAUACCACAAUGACUGAGUCUCCCUCCAUCUAA